GAGUUCACAGUAAUAAAGCAACGUUGAGAGAGUCGUUUUCCCCUAUCACGGCCCAUCUCUCUUUUGCCACGCAAUUUCUCCUCCUCUUUCCCCACUCUGAAUUUCUCAACUGCGGCGGCGGUGGGGGCGGCGACGACGACAACAAUAAGGAGGUGAUGUUGCGGCCUUACUACAGGCCGCUUGAGCGAUGCUUUGGGAGGCGACCUGGCGGAGGAGGAGGUGGUGGUGAUGGGUUGAUGUGGCAUACGGAUUUGAAACAGCACGCUUCCGGUGACUAUUCUAUCGCCGUGGUUCAAGCCAAUUCUAAUCUGGAGGAUCAGAGUCAAGUGUUUACGUCUCCUUCCACUACUUAUAUUGGGGUUUAUGAUGGUCAUGGUGGUCCUGAGGCUUCCAGAUUCGUUAACAAGCAUUUGUUCCCAUUCAUGCACAAAUUUGCUACAGAGCAAGGGGGAUUAUCCGUGGAUGUGAUAAAGAGGGCAUUUAGUGCAACCGAGGAAGAAUUUUGUCAUUUAGUGAAGCGAUCACUGCCAAUCAAACCACAAAUUGCUUCUGUGGGAUCAUGUUGUCUAGUUGGAGCAAUCACAGAUGAUGAUGUCUUAUACGUUGCAAAUUUAGGGGACUCAAGAGCAGUUCUUGGACGGAGAGUUUAUAGGGAUAAGAAAAAACCAAUUGUAGCAGAGAGGUUAUCAACAGAUCAUAAUGUUGCUGUUGAAGAGGUUAGGAGGGAAGUGGAGGCACUCCAUCCUGAUGAUUCGCAUAUUGUGGUGUAUACUCAUGGAGUUUGGAGAAUUAAGGGCAUAAUUCAGGUAUCAAGAUCUAUCGGUGAUGUUUAUUUGAAGAAACCUGAAUUUAACAGGCACCUCUUUCCGCAAUUUGGAGGCCCUAUUCCUUUAAAAAGGCCUUUCGUGACAGCAGAACCCUCAGUACUCAUUAGACAGCUGAGACCACAGGACUUGUUCCUGAUCUUUGCUUCAGAUGGUCUUUGGGAACAGUUGAGUGAUCAAGCAGUUGUGGAGAUAGUUUUCAAAUAUCCAAGAGCUGGGAUUGCUAAGAGAUUGGUAAGAGCUGCUCUCCAGGAGGCUGCAAAGAAAAGAGAAAUGAGAUAUGAUGAUAUAAAGAAAAUCGACAGGGGAAUAAGGCGUCACUUUCAUGAUGAUAUCACUGUGAUUGUGAUUUAUCUUGAUCACCAGAAAGGUCCUGUAAAUGGUGGACCAAACCGAAACACGAUUGGCUGCACCACUGCACCUGUUGACAUUUUCUCUCUAAAUGCAGACUGAGUAGAGAACAAUUUGCUUGAGUCAAUUUGUUGAACAAAAGAAAAGCCUUUGGAUUAUACAUGAAAGAGUUGCAGAUUGGUGCUGAACAUAAGCCUUUGAAUUCACAUCUAUGUACAUACGUUGAUGGAUAGGUGGAUGCAGAUGGAAAGUGGAUUUUCAUUUUAAAGUGCCUUAAAAUUUUCCAUAUGAAGAUCAUCUAACCAUAUUUUUCUUCAGUUGUUUUUGGAGAUUAUAGCACCAAUUUUGUAUUUAUUUAUUUGUUUUGCGGAUUUAGAAAUUACUGCUCCUUCCCGA
Messenger RNA from Manihot esculenta (cassava), 1571 nucleotides. RefSeq names its product probable protein phosphatase 2C 63. The record is from RefSeq and is a predicted model, not a curated record. The transcript has 4 exons. Gene Ontology annotation, biological process: protein dephosphorylation. Gene Ontology annotation, molecular function: cation binding; protein serine/threonine phosphatase activity. NCBI's taxonomy places the organism in Eukaryota, Viridiplantae, Streptophyta, Magnoliopsida, Malpighiales, Euphorbiaceae. Bases 156 to 1277 code for a protein of 373 amino acids.